GAGCUAAACAAGUCAUAUUAUUAAUCUUCAAUCCACUUGCUCGACUGGGCUAAACCAAAUGAUAAAUAUUUAAAAGGACAAUAUGAGUCGAGCAUGGUUCUUCUACAGUUCUACCCCUUCAGCUCAAAACCAAAAAUCUUAACGGGUUUCGGACUCCAGCGCCAGCGGGUAGAAUGACGAACGGCGGGAAGAAGAGGACUUCACCUUCACAGCACCAACAACGAUGAUGAAUGGUUGGUUGGCGCGAUUGAUUGCUACCUAAUCUCUAUAGGCAGCUCAGUCGGCAGGCAGGGAUUUGAUUUCCGAUAGCAGCCUUUUCAUACAUGGAGUGUCUGUUGGCCUCCGUUCUCUCAAGUCCCGCUUCCAUGGCGCCAUUUUCUGCUCCCAAGCAGAAACGGCAUCGCUGCCGCGAGUUGAGAGCCAAACUCAGUUCCGAGAAUGACCCGUGGUUUGAAUCCGCCGUCAAUGCAGCUUCGCUUCGUUUUCAGGAGACUAGUAGAGCAGAGCCUUUACUGGUUGAUCCAUUUGCUGGUUGCUUUGUUGACCCUGACAUGCAUAUGGUUUUGAAGAAGCACCCACAUCCUUAUUGUGUUGCUGCCAAAUUCAUUGAUGAUAAGUUGCUCCAAAAUGUGCAUAGUAUCGAUGGACUUAAACAGGUUGUUCUAUUAACAGAUGGAAUGUGCACUCGACCUUACAGGCUAAACUGGCCUUCUUCCACUAUGAUAUUUGACAUAUCCCCGGAAAGGGUAUCUAACAUAUCAUCCCACAAGCUCCGAGGUGUUGGAGCUAAAACUUCAAGAAGGUGCUUGCAUGUUCAUGUACCGAUGGAGUCCCCUGAUUUCGAAAAGGCCCUGCGUGCUAGGGGCUUCAAAGCAAACACGCACAGUAUAUGGGCCUUGCAGGGAAUUCCAAUUACGACUCUGGCUAGCUUUGAACAAAUCUUGUUCACCAUCAGUUGUCUGGCCACGAAGGGUACUUUGUUCCUUGGUGAACUGCCAGCAUGGUUGGCAGAAACAGAUAUCGGUUCCCAGCCCAGUGCAGAGAAGUGGAUUAACAAGCUUUUCAUGGGUAAUGGCUUCAAAGUAGACACGAUUAGCUAUGAUGAAGUUGCUAAUAGUUUGGGCAAAGAAAUAGCUCCAGAAAGCCACAGCAACAUUCUGUUCGUUGCAGAACAGUUGAGGUUUUCUGAUGAUCAGAUGGAAACUUGGAGAAGAGAGUUUCAAAGGGUUGAGGAGGGAGCUGAUGAAGAAGGAUUUGAGGAGCUCUAAAGACUGAGUGCUGUCCCUUUUUUUUUUGUCAUUAGACUGAGUGCUUUCAUUUAUAUCAUACAGGUAACAAAGCAUUUUCAGUUUCCGGAUUGAUGGGAAUGAAUCCCGAUCAUUUCCAAAGGCCAUAGUUACCUAUUUCUUAUCAAAAUAUUGAUUGUCGAUGAUCAAGUUAGAUGCACAAUGUUUAUAAAAUAAAGUUAGAUGCACAAUUGGAUUUUACUAGUAACCAUUCAACCUAUAUUUGAAUUUAUCUUUCUCGGAUUCUUAUCUUACAUUAAUGUAUAUUGAUGGUAAAAAUUGUUGGAGUUAUUGAAGUGUGCCUGUAAAUAGAGCAUUGUUGUACUAAGAGCUAUAUAAAUAAGAAAACCCUCAUCCGACUUUUUUUUGCGUCUCUCCCUCCCACCAUUCAUCUCUUGUCGUUGUUUGUCUUGUUCGUUAAUUUCUUUAACACUCUGAAGCUUUGAAUGCAACUAUGCAAGUGUUUCUUUCUAUUAGACUCUUUUCAAUUAGAUCCAUUGUGUUGUUGAAAGAUCUCCAUCUACACAAUAUAUUAAGUUGAAAUGAGAAAAUUCUUUAACCAUUCUAAACUUCCUUCCAUGUGACCAAAUUUCAAUAACCCCUUUAAGAAAUUUUGUUUUGUAAGCCUUUCUUUAUUUUGGGCUCAAACCAUCACUGUCAUCCCACAGUUCCAUGUGAACAAAGAUUUGCCUUUUUUAUAGUUUGUUACUAUUUUUUAAAACAAACUUUUUUAUGUUACUUUUAUAAAUUUCGAGACAAAAUUUCCCUCGAAAAUUGUUCGCUUAAUUUAGUACAGUUACUUUGGAACAAAAUUUUAUGAUAGUUUUUUUGUGGACCUUACUUUAUGAUCAUCUUUUGUCAUUUUGUGUAGCAUAUGGCUUUCUAAAUGACAAUUUGUCAUCAGCCAUCAUCUCAUUACACUCGUAUGAAACUUCUCCCCAUUUCUAAUACAAACACAUUCAUCAUGAGUUUCUCAUAGCUCAUCGUCUCUGAGACGAUGAAAUUGAAAAGUAAGAAAUGUUUCACCACCUACGUUGGAAUUUAAUCGGUCGGAGGCUAGCAGAAGGUUUAUCAAGACGACGUCUAACAUUAGCUUGUAUUCAUAUUGAUUGUGAAAUAGUCGAAUGUAACCAAUGUCUUAUGAGGGUUUACUUCGACCCAAAUCGAGUAUACAAUACUCGCAUAUUCAGAAAGGCUAUAAGAUGCAAUAGAGGUUAUUCCACCGCAUCAUGGGCAACAUUGUGAGGUUUGCCCCCUCAUUUGUGCACAUGGUGAUGCCAGAUGCCCUUGGUCAAGUAUCACUAUCAUCAGAGCAUAAGCUCACUGAUGCGAUGUGCAUGCUAUCAUAUGAUACUUUCGCUGAUCGACUUGAUGAAUAUGUUCGUAUGAGUGAGCACCACGAUGGACAUUUUUCAACAACAUUAUCAACCUUAUAUGACUGCUAAAAUGUGACCAUUUUUUAUAACCGUUAAAAUGUGUCUGUUGCAAUGUGAUUGUUUUUCGUUACUAAAUCAUUUCUUCUUUUAAGCUACAAAACCCCACAAAAAAAAGCCCAUCAAUAUCAAUUCUUAAAUCCCGAAUAACACCCCUCUCAAACUCAUAACCGUACCGUACCGGCGGUUCAACCACGAAAUACCAGUAUCGGAGGCUAAACCGAUAUGCGACAUUUACCGGUAUAACAGUUGAACUACGGUUAAACCACAGUUUUACCAUAAAAUACCCUACCGCUGACUUUCCCGAUACGGUCUCCGGUACGGUUUCAUGGACCAUGGUUCAAAUACGGAAUAACAUGCGAAAAUCAAU
Linum trigynum is the source of this 3089-nucleotide messenger RNA. NCBI's taxonomy places the organism in Eukaryota, Viridiplantae, Streptophyta, Magnoliopsida, Malpighiales, Linaceae. The record is from the annotation of a GenBank genome assembly.